Phragmites australis (common reed) is the source of this 1084-nucleotide messenger RNA. RefSeq lists its product as uncharacterized. NCBI's taxonomy places the organism in Eukaryota, Viridiplantae, Streptophyta, Magnoliopsida, Poales, Poaceae. The record is from RefSeq and is a predicted model, not a curated record. The transcript has a single exon. The coding region runs from base 16 to 522 and encodes 168 amino acids.
CGCGCGGUCGUGGCCAUGGCCAGCGCCGGCCCCAACCGCUCUCGCUCUCGCCGGUUUCGUGCGUGCGUGCGUGAGAUGGCGGAGGAGGCCGGCGUGCGGAAGCGGAAGCGCGACGGCGGUGAGGUGGAGGCGGAGGGCGGCGUGUACGAGAAGCACUUGCUGGAGGGUGAGGGGUGCUGCGAGGGCAUCGCGGAGGAGGCCGUGGAGGAGGUGAUGCGGUGGCUGGAGGCGGAGAUCUCGGACGCGCCGCUGGCGGAGUCGGACGCGGGGUUCGUGACCAUCAACGGCAACGAGGAGAGCUGCGGGCCGUCCUUCUCCGCGGCGGCGUCCACGGUCAUGGCCUCCGUUGACACGCGCGCCGGGGCGCCGCCCCUGCCGGCCGUGCCCUGGCCGUGGCCGUUCCCCGAGGCGACGCACGACCCAGAGCAAGAGGUGGACGCGGAGACGUGCGACGCCGACGAGGAGUGGCUGGUGCAGCUGCUGACCUGCGUGCCCGCGCUGGAGGUGGAAGGGGUUCUUUAGCUCAGCGUGGCGGGGGCGUUGCGUUGGUUCGCGUUAGCCUUUUUUGGACUGUUGUACAGUGGGAAUGGGACACGGGGUGGUUCGUUUUGGCGCGGCUCCAUCGCUUCCCUAUGGCCCUCCUGCAGUAUCAGCACCGCAUGGGCAGGGCAGGUCGUCUUGUUUCACAACUGGAAAUGGAAUGCAGAAAUGAUUUGGCGGGCUCAUCAUGUCAGGUUGCUCCUCUUUUGUAACGUCCCGGGGCCACCGUAAGCUCUAGCGAUACCUCCUGGUGCUUGGCCGAGAAAGGUUCUCAGCUUUAUAGCAGUUUGUGCUAUUUGUCAGCAGCUUAAUGGAUUGUACACUCGUUGAAGGUUUGGGAGUGAAGUUAAAAGCUUUUACUUGAAAGUCUGUAUGGUUGGCUUGUCUCGUUUGCCUCGAGGGAACGAUGUCUUUUAGAUUGUGGCAGACAGACUUGUUAAAUACAUAUUUUCUUUUCGUUGAAGACAACCGGUUCGCAUUGUUUGUUUCCUUGUUAUCAUGGAAGUGGUGAAAAUUGCAUGAUGUGUUAAAAUCAAUUGUUUCA